AUGUCUCUUGUUGAACUUGUGCCAGAUCUUGACGCUGAAGCAGAAGCGACUGCUGAACAUAUAUUCAAGAUGCUGGAGCCUCAGGGGGGCUGGGACGUCGAUACAAUACGCCAAGGGCAUAAGAUCAUAGGUCGACUAUCUACCAAACUCGACGAGGUUUUCGCCAACAUCUCCCCGGGUACAAUCCCACCGUAUGAUAUGUCCGUCGGUGUCGGGUUUCCAACACCGAUCUUCAAUUCUCCAUAUCGCCGUGACGGCCUAGAUCCCGUUUUGACUACGCCUCCGCCUACAGACAGCAAUACAUAUGCCCAGCAGAUUACGGCUAACUUCCCUGCGACGCCAAUCCCUGAGAUGCUGGGCGAUCCUUCUAUAUCGCCCGUUAGAGGUAUUGAAAGACCCUCUAAGCGUCCCAGAACUGAAGGUAUCAUCGACAUAGAAUUGUUCGGAACGAUGUCGCGGCGUAACAAAGAAUCGAAGACACAGAGGAAACGGCCUGCGAGGCCCAAGACACAGAAGGGGGAACCGCCAUUGACAGUCGCGGUUCUAGCUACAAACAUCAAUGUACCGGGUUCCUGCUCAGAUGUGCAUGCAACUACGGAGGAACCGGAUUGUGCCCAAAGGUCCCAAGAGCCUCCUUCAGCUUUAGCGGGUCCGAGCAGCCACCAGCUUCAGAUUCAUCAUCCUCAGCCUGUCAUAGCGUGCUCCCCGUACCGGCCUCUUAAGCGAGACUACGCAUUCUACGGCAGUGCCAACUAG
Desarmillaria tabescens is the source of this 756-nucleotide messenger RNA. RefSeq lists its product as uncharacterized. Lineage: Eukaryota; Fungi; Basidiomycota; Agaricomycetes; Agaricales; Physalacriaceae. The transcript has 6 exons. The record is from RefSeq and is a predicted model, not a curated record. Bases 1 to 756 code for a protein of 251 amino acids.